UUCGGUUUUUCCCAGAGCGAACCUAGUUUCGCCCUGGAUCCGCCCUAACUGCUGUCAAAACGUUCGUUUAUUCAAUCGAGUCGGAUCUGGAUCCGCCCCAGAUCCGACCCAAACAGAGCGAGGUUCGCUCUGCCGAUUUCUUGCGAUCCAACCUGGAUCCACUCACACAUAUGCAAAAUUGAACUGUCAUCAUCAGCUGUUUGUUUUGGAUUCCAGUGUAAACACGAGAGCAGGAAAAUCGUCAAAUCAUUGGAGAAGAUGGAAAUAAUAGAUUGCCUGUCAAGCUCAUCGGAUGACUCGGAGGAUUCGGACUCCGAAAUGUUCUUCAACGUCUUUUUUCCAUCGAGUUGCCCCCAGGAGAAGAAAGUGAGAGUGGCCAAUUUCGUUGAGGAUGUCAUCGAUAGGUACAACGAUAAACAGUUUCGUGACCAGUUUAGAAUGAACAGGAGCACCGCAGAUUAUCUGAUCAACAAGUACGAAUCAUCAUCUUUUGGCUGCAUUAAUGAUGGAAGAGGAAGGAAAGGAAUUCCUCCGAAAACGCAAAUAUUAGCUUUUCUGUGGUUCAGCGCAAAUAAAGAUUCAUACAGGGAAGUGUGCAAUUUAUUCAACAUGGCUGAAUCAACAUUUUUCAGUCAUUUGAAUGAUGUGUUGGACUUCUUUUACGAUAUCUCCAAACAGUAUAUACAUUUUCCGGAUACUGACGAAGGCAAAGAACGUUUGGCAGCAGGAUUUGAAAAGAUUUCCAAAUUAUCGAAUGUCAUUGGUUGCAUUGAUGGAUCUUACGUAUCAAUUCGAAAACCUGCAAAUAAGAUUCGGUCAACUUAUAUCAAUAGACAUGAUAUGGUAUCCAUAACUCUUCAAGGCGUGUGUGAUGCAGAGAAAAAGUUUCUGGAUGUUUGUGUAGGAUCACCCAGCAAAAUACACGAUUCGAGAAUUUUUUCCCUAUCACCACUUAGCGACGAUUUACCACAAAUAUGCAACGGAAGAUUCCACCUGCUAGGUGAUGCCGCAUAUCCUCUUCGCGAAUAUUUGUUGACACCGUACAGGGAUGAUGGACGACUGACUCGAAAAAAGCGAAAGUACAACUUGAACCACGCUCAGACUCGAGUUAAAAUAGAAAAUGCCUUCAGUUUACUGAAAACUCGAUUUCGACAAUUGAUGCGGCUGGACUUUUUCACUGUGGAGAGAAUGUGCAAGUUCGUCAUGGCAUGUUGCGUAUUGCACAACAUUUGCAUAAGCAUGAAUGACUACUUUGAGAUUGACGACGAUAUUACACAGCAGGAAAGCAGUGUGAAUCAAUCCAGGAAUCCUGUGCAACCUAACGACCCAGAUGUACGAAGUUCAGCUCUCCGAAGACUUGGAGAAAUAAAGAGAGACAACAUUGCAGAUAGUCUUCAAUGAUGUU
Molecule: messenger RNA, 1405 nt
Organism: Aedes albopictus (Asian tiger mosquito)
Lineage: Eukaryota; Metazoa; Arthropoda; Insecta; Diptera; Culicidae
Product: putative nuclease HARBI1
Exons: 5
Coding region: 259-1401 (380 amino acids)
Source: RefSeq, a predicted model, not a curated record